This is a messenger RNA of Pecten maximus, 906 nucleotides long. RefSeq lists its product as uncharacterized. Lineage: Eukaryota; Metazoa; Mollusca; Bivalvia; Pectinida; Pectinidae. The record is from RefSeq and is a predicted model, not a curated record. Bases 316 to 666 code for a protein of 116 amino acids. The transcript has 2 exons.
AGUUAUUGAAUGACUAGACGAGUGUAUCACGAGAUAUUUCGGUGGGCGGUUACGAGUUCGCGUAGCGAACGAGUAACGCCCACCGAAAUAUCGAGUGUACACGAGUCUAGGACAUUCAAUAAAAUGGCUUGUAUCAUUGCCCGUCCAUCGGCUGUCAUUAAACUUCUAAAAACCAAUCAGAAUUGUCUCGGGUUUCUGAGUGAAUUCCCCGCCAAAAACAAUCAACGAUCAAUUAGGAGUACAUUUCCCACCAAAAACGUUAUCAGUUACAUGUAGUUCAAUGCGCACCCGACUUUGUAAGCGGUAAGCAGCAGGAUGUCAACCCCUUCAGCUAGCUUAAUGGUCAGUUUAAAGUACAGGGAUUUCCUUUCAUUACAAGGGGAUGAUUUUGACGACAUUGUGUUAUCUCAAGCAUUCAAGGAUAUAGAAAACGAAGUGAAAGUUUUUGAUGGGAUUUCCGACAUGUCGCUGACACCUAACGGGAAGGGGAUGCAAAACAUAUUUAGGAGGACUGGAAUACACCACAUUACCAGCAAGAACAGACAUUAUUACAACCAAGAAGGUGACCGAUGUAUUCCGGAGUACUUCGAUAUGUACAAUGAUGUUUAUACAGGAGACUUCUCGGAGGAACCCCCAUUUGUUAUGGAAGACAGGUCGUCGGUGUAAACAAACCAAAACAACAUGUGAAAGUGAAAGGAAAUUACACACAACUUACACUAUUGUACAAAUGCGGCAAACUGGACAACUGUUACACGUUAUGUUAAAUUUGUAAACAGGGAAUCGUAUACAUAAUAUUUGUAACCAAACAUGUUUUUUUCAAGUUUUAAUAACACCUAUGUACUACAGACCCUAUUCGGCAUUGAUACAAAAACAUCGAGAUCGCUGUAAACACUUGCGCUUGACCAA